Molecule: messenger RNA, 4008 nt
Organism: Perca flavescens (yellow perch)
Lineage: Eukaryota; Metazoa; Chordata; Actinopteri; Perciformes; Percidae
Product: calcitonin gene-related peptide type 1 receptor
Exons: 13
Coding region: 228-1622 (464 amino acids)
Biological process (GO): adenylate cyclase-activating G protein-coupled receptor signaling pathway; angiogenesis; cell surface receptor signaling pathway
Cellular component (GO): plasma membrane
Molecular function (GO): adrenomedullin receptor activity; calcitonin gene-related peptide receptor activity; calcitonin receptor activity
Source: RefSeq, a predicted model, not a curated record
ACAGCUCAGUGUCGCCUCUGCCUCUGCUGCGAAAACACACACGCUGACGGACUACUCUUAAAGAAAUCUGGAAAACAGUUGUCUUUCUUUUUCUACAAAGGUAAACUCUCAGACUGAAGGAUUACUCUUCAAGAGGUGGCAACCACUGUGCUUUUUUAAAGAUAUUUCUUUCUGCUCCUGCAAAGUUAGAAACGUUCCUCAGAACCCCCACAGUGACCAGAGCACAAAUGGACCUUAGCGGCUUCAUGUAUCUCCUGGUCAUGUGCGCUCUCAAUAAGCUGCUUGUGGAGGCAAGCCUUAAAGAUGAUGACCAGCAGCAUCUGAACCAUUGGGGACAACAACAGUCGACGCGGAACCAAAUCGCCACGGCCCAGUACGAAUGUUUCCAGAAGAUUUUGAAAAAAUCGCACCGCAAAACAAAAACAAUAGGGCCCGUGUGCAACGCCACAUGGGAUGGGUGGCUGUGCUGGGACGAAACUGAAGCCGGGCCGACAGAGCAGAGCUGUCCUGACUACUUUAAAAAUUUUGAUCCUCAUGCGAUGGCGUCCAAAGUGUGCUCAGAGAGAGGCGAGUGGGGACGCCACCCCGAGAGCAACAGGACAUGGACAAACUUCACGAACUGCCAAGCCAACACAACACAUCAUGGGACACAGGCGGCAAUGACUCACUUCUACUUGGUCAUGAUUGGUCACGGCCUGUCGCUGGUCUCAUUGCUCAUAUCAUUGGGAAUAUUCUUCCAUUUUAAGAGUCUGAGCUGCCAGAGGAUAACGCUCCACAAAAACCUCUUCUUCUCAUUUGUGCUUAACUCCAUCAUCACCGUUGUCUGGCUUACAACAGUGGUAAUGAAACAGGGACACGCGUAUAACGAUUCUGCAAGCUGCAAGCUGCUCAUGUUUAUCCACCUGUAUCUGCUGAGCUGUAACUACUUCUGGAUGCUCUGCGAGGGCAUCUACCUGCACACUCUGAUCGUUGUGGCAGUGUUUGCAGAAAAACAACAUCUCAUGUGGUAUUACCUGCUCGGCUGGGGUUUUCCACUUGUGCCCACGGUGAUACAUUCAAUAGCACGCCACUGCUACUACAAUGACAAAUGUUGGGUCAGCUCCGAUACUUCCUUGCUGUACAUUAUCCACGGCCCCAUCUGCGCCGCUUUGGUGGUGAAUCUGUUCUUUCUGCUUAACAUCGUUCGGGUUCUGAUCACCAAGCUGAGAGUGACGCACCAGGCCGAGUCCAGCCUCUACAUGAGGGCGGUGAGAGCCACCCUCAUCCUCAUCCCUCUACUCGGCAUCCAGUUUGUCCUGCUGCCCUACAAGCCCCAGGAUCACUGGGUCUCUGAGAUCUACCUGUACGUCAUGGAAAUCCUCAUGCACUACCAGGGUCUCUUGGUUUCUACAAUAUUCUGCUUCUUCAACGGGGAGGUCCAGACUGUUCUGCGGAGAAACUGGAACCAGCAGCGGAUGCAGUUCGCUGGCACGUUUGCCAACGCCGACUUCUUCCGCUCGGCCUCCUACGUGGCGUCGUCGCUCACAGAGGUCCACCGCUGCUACAGCAUCGAAAGCCACACUGAGCACAUGAACGGCAAGAGCUACUCAGACAUCUUCAGAUCGGACAGCCCUUUCGUGUGAAGCUCGCACUAUAGAUUCUUUGACUUCUCCCAAGAUUGAUGUCUUCUUGGAGUUUUACUACUGUUCAUGGCAACUGAGUACAAACUUUGUUCUUCUUUGACAUUUUUUCUCCAUCUCCUAGCUGCAAAAAACUCACAUAUUUUACUUUUUCUUUAAACUAUUUUCACAUGAUUAUUACCAGAACAGAAUGAACUUGAGGCCAAAGAAACGGUUUCUUUGUCAUUAUUUACAUCCCUUGAGGGGCUGUUGCCGGACAGAAGGAAGCAUUAACACAAGGAAUUAUUAAUGCUUUUUUUGUUUUGCCUCACGUGGAAUAAGCUUGAAGAGACCUCGGUGAACAAGAAGCUGUUCUGUUGAGCUCACUGAUACAAUCUUGCAAAGAGAGAGUUUUUUUCUGGGCAUUUUGAGGAUAUUAAUGCAAUUUAGAAAUGGGUAGUUAUGCCAUGUAGUUGCUGGGAGUUAGCCUAAUGGCAAGCUCAAAUAGCAAAGAAGGAAAUGGAAAGGCAAACUGUAUGCCUUUAACAAAGCGAAAUAACAAAGUAUCAUGAUGUCUGUGGUGAAAAAAAGUACACAAAAAAGAAGAAACAAUCAGCUAGCUUGCUUUGCUAAAAGUCAUCCCUGCUUCAACUUUGGAAUUGAACUCAGAAUAUAGGGUGAGGAGAGUUUACUAUUUAUGUAUUAUUUCCUUUAGUUAAGUUCAAAACAAACAAUGAGGUCACAAAAAGCCUACGUCGUCUUAUCAUGUCAUAUUAAUGCUCCGUUAGGCUCACUUUUAUUCAUGCUUUAUAUCUGAUAAUUCCAAAAUGCUGGAGAUAUUGUGAGAGUCCAAAAGGAAAAUAUGACUGCAUGAGUGCAUGUGUUUGUACAUAUACAUGUGUGUAUGAAUAUGAUAAAUAUCAAGGCACAAAAUAUGAAGUGUACUUUGUAUAUUUUUUCAGAUAGAAACACGCCAGUGUGUAUUACUUAUGUUACAUUUUUUAAGUCCAGAAAACUGCAGCUGGUUAAUUAGUAGUAGUUGUUAAAUGUUUUGGAUGAAUUCCCUAAAGAUUUGAGUGUCCAGGAAACAAGUUCAGCAGGAACUGACUCUUGUUGAUUUGCUGAUAAGAUGAAGUUAGUCCGUCUCCUCCAGCCUGAGGUAGUGGGGAACUUUCCUGACGAGUGAUGAGCUGCUGGUUUCAGCCCUGCAAAAACAGGAAAUACACUUAUUCCCUUCUUUGCUGAGGGUCAUGUGAGAAGAUCGAUACCAUUCUCGCAUGUUCAAUAUGAAGCCAGGAGAUGGUUAGCUUAGCUUAGCAUAAAGACAGGGAGGAAAAAAAAAACAGCUAGCCUGGCAAGAUGGAUAACGCUCGGCGAAAAUGUGGAACUAUUCCUUUAAACGUGCAACACUGAAGCCUUAAAUCAAAGUGGCUAAAAUGCUUCAAACUGUCUUCCUCUGUAUAACAGAAUAUUUAUGUUUAUGUGUACUAUAACAUUUAUGACAUGAUUUCUACAGUGAUUUCUGAGCUGAUUUUUAGAGAUAGAAGAAAAACUCUAAUGAUGUCACAUGUAUUGUAUUUUACUAUAUAAGAAACCCUAAAUACAGUAUCUGGAUGUACUUAAUAGUGGGCACACAGUCAGAUAUUUAUAAUAUGUAAUGUUACACUGGACACAGUUAAAAAGCCUGUAUGUUGUCUUGGCUCUAAUGUAUGAUUGAUGGCAUUCAGUUCUUAAAGCAAUAGUUUCACUUUUCGGAAAAUGUGCUUUCUUGCUGAGCGUCAGAUGAGAACAUUGAUACCACACUCGUGUAUGUUAGGAACUCACUGCCAGCAGCUGGUUAGCUUAGCUUAGCAUAAAGCCAGGCUAGCUGUUUCCCUCCAUUCUCCGGUCUUCAUGUUAUGCUAAGCUAACCAGCUGUUGACAGUAGCUAUAUGUGCCCUACAGACAUUCUUCUUAUCUAACAUCCAAAAUAUUUGUAAUGUAACUAUUGCUUUAAAGAAAAAAAAAAGUCUAACUUGGGUUUGUAGAUAUCUGUAUUAUUUUGCAACACACAGAGUAUCAAUAAUAAUAGUAUUGCUAUUAACACAGGCUGCAUUAGAAAAGAAAGAAAAUGUAUAUCUGUACUAAAAUAUCCUAAACUCAAAGUUCAAUUACCAGCUUUCUCUGGAGCUUUCAACUAUAUUCUAAGACCAUGGGAUUGGUCGAAAACCCAGCAAAAAGCUAGUAAGUGAACCUUGAGUUUAGAGAAUUUUAUCACAGAUGUAUCAAGAAUAGAUUUCUUAUAUAUAUAUAUAUAUAUAUAUAUAUGUGUUUUAAUAUGUUGAAGGGGUUAAACAAGAUCAUUUUAGUCACAGUCUGAAUCCCAUUUUCAUUUUUGUAACAUAAUUGUGUCAAUAAAUGCUUGUUUAUA